Messenger RNA from Ochlerotatus camptorhynchus, 1453 nucleotides. RefSeq names its product alpha-1,2-glucosyltransferase Alg10 (gene Alg10). The record is from RefSeq and is a predicted model, not a curated record. Bases 35 to 1420 code for a protein of 461 amino acids. Gene Ontology annotation, cellular component: endoplasmic reticulum. Lineage: Eukaryota; Metazoa; Arthropoda; Insecta; Diptera; Culicidae. The transcript has 4 exons. Gene Ontology annotation, biological process: dolichol-linked oligosaccharide biosynthetic process; protein N-linked glycosylation. Gene Ontology annotation, molecular function: dolichyl pyrophosphate Glc2Man9GlcNAc2 alpha-1,2-glucosyltransferase activity.
UUGAAGUUGAUGUCGUUUCUGAGACGUUCAAAAAAUGCGAAACCAUAUCCUCUUUUUCGCAUUCGUAAGUGUGUAUUCAAUUGUUUCCCUUGUCCUGUUCCAUCUGAUUUAUCGGACCUCGAAGGUGGUGGUAGACGAGGAAUUCCACCUGCGUCAAGGUGAACACUAUUGCCAUGGACGGUUCGAAGUUUGGGACGAAAAAAUCACGACCUUUCCGGGUCUCUACCUGGUAUCAGCAUCGUUGCUCGGACCGUUCCAGGCUUGUUCGAUCUAUCACCUACGAAUGGUUUCGCUGAUAGCAUCCAUUGCCAAUGUAUAUCUGAUUUUCAUCAUCCGUAAGGUGGUCUUGGCCAAUCGGAGCGAUGUCUAUCUGUUGUUGGAAUCCAUCUCACUGGCCACCCUUCCACCGUUGUACUUUUUUUCACAUCUGUACUACACGGAUGUCCUGUCGGUAACGAUGGUGCUGAUUAUGGUGUACUUUAAUUUGAGAGGAAUGCACAACUGGGGAGCCAUUGCGGCAUUUAUGGCCAUCUUGAUGCGACAAACGAACAUUGUGUGGGUAGGGUUGGUACUUGGUGACCAGGUUAUCAAAACGACCCUUGACAUUUGUCUCGCCAAUGGGAAGGGAACCAAAAGGAAAAGUCGACAUUAUGGAUUCAAGGAUCUUUUUCAAGCAGUGAAAAUUCUGAUUGGCAAUCCCAAAAUCAUAUUGGAUGUACUUGGCUGUUCCCUGACGCUGUACUUCGGUUACUUUUUAAACAUUUUAUGCUUCCUCGGGUUUCUUGUUCUUAAUGGAUCGAUCGUCAUUGGAGAUAAAUCGGCGCACGUGGCCAAGAUUCAUCUUCCUCAGGUCUUCUACUUCUCGCUGUUCUUCGCCGCCUUCAGCAGUUCGCACGCCCUAUCCUCGUUGAAACGGGUAGCUCGCUUCAUUCGCAGAAAGUGGCCAAUCACUGUCGUCUGCUUGUGCCUUUUCGCCGCCGCAGUCCAUAUGAACACGAUCGUUCAUCCGUACAUGCUUGCCGACAACCGCCACUACACUUUCUACAUAUGGAAUCGCUUCUACGCUAGAUGGUGGUUCGCCCGAUACCUACCGAUACCAAUCUACUUCGCAGUGUUGGUUCUGCUGGGGCAGCUGCUUCUUCCUAGCAGUAACAACAACGAGCAAACAGUUGGAUUCAGUUUGCUUUGGGUGACAGCUACCCUUGCUUCGGUAGCCUUGCAGCAGUUGAUCGAAGUUCGGUACUUCAUAUUACCAUUCCUCAUUCUAAGAUUGAUUCAAACCAACAUUCGGACAUCGAAUAAACUGCUCGCGUUGGAAGUGGUUGGUAACCUGGCAAUCAACGCCGCUACGUUUUAUAUAUUUGUUAAGAAAGAGUUCUACUGGAGUGACUAUCGGGAAGCUCAACGGAUCAUUUGGUAAGGAAUUUCAAAUAAAGGAUCUCAAAAACUGCUA